AUGCACUCUCGGCCGUCUCGCUCGAUCUCCUCCACAGACUUUAACCACAUCAUUCUCGACCCGUCCAGCAGCACUUCGACGGCGAUACCGCAAGCCGAGCCAUCUCCAACUCGCAAACGCUCCUCGCGCUUCCGGCCCGUCCGUGCGCUCACGCUCCCGUCGUCGUCGACGUUACCCACGGUAUCGUCCCCCCGACGACGUUCCAGGCGGAAUUCCAAGGCGUCGGUUCUCUCGUCGUCCUCCGACUCGUCGUCGGACUCUCCGCCCGCCCAGCAACGAUCUCCCUCCCACAACAAUGCCGGAAUCGGGCGCAAGGUCGCCGACUCUCUGCAGCUGUUCAAGCAGUCUGCCUCAUCACCCGCCAUCGAGCACUCCGACCCGCUGGAGGAACUCGAGUUUCCAGCCUCGUCGUCGCCCACUCGCUCGCGGACCCACCGGGCCGUGUCUUCCAGUCAGCUAGCAGACGUCGGCGAGGCGACGUUUGAGUUUGUCAAGCGCUCGGAUUGGCACGAGCGCGCCGCCAAGGUCGCACGGUCGAAGAGCAACCUUAAUCCGGUCAUGGAGCCAGAGGGCAUCAUCACGCUCUCUGGCCGCGACCUGCUGCACCAGGACGCGCUGCGACGAAAGGACAGGACUUCUUCAUUUAGAGAGGAUAUUUUGGACGACGUCGCACAGUGGACUCGUGACGUCCAGCGCCAACCCGAUGGCCGAGGGAGGGCGCGGGAACGUCAGGCCUGCCCCGAGGGAGAGUCGGCCGUCGAUGACGAGCCACGCUCGAGUGCAUCAUCCGCUCGAUCGACGCAUUCUGUCCCAUUUCCGACCUCCUACCCGUCGCCUUCUCCUUCUCGGUCACCUGUUCACCGAGCGCCGUCUUCUCCUGCGCUUCUUGCUCCUCUGGCCCGGCGGCCCGAACUCAAUGCUCUCGCUCCUUCUCAUUCGCGUUCACCGACGCCCGUUCGUUCAACUUCACCUUAUCCCCCUCACGACGACGAACGAUAUUCGUCGCCACACGAACCGUUCGCGGUUCCCACACCGCCACCUCCCAGUCAUCACUCGUUUUAUUGGUCUACCGACGAUGAGAGCGGCUGGGAGACGGCGAGCGUGGCCAGCACCACAUCUAUGUCCUCACCACUCCCGCGCUCGCCCGCACCACUCGACAUUGGCGAUCCGGCGCUCGGGUGGCCCGAGCCUGAACAUGACGAAGUGCAUGAUCAACAUCAUCCCUUCCCGUCACAUGCUCCGCCAGGAAGUUGGAAGAGUCCGCGGCGCUACGGAGAAGAACCGGACGAGUACUUUCCCGACGCGCCCGUGGAUGGCGAAGACGUUGAGAGUGACGGCGAUCUGUUACCGCACAUUCCCCUGCGUCCUUUCCGCAACCAGGUUGGAGGACACACCAGCAUCUACAAGUUUACUAAGCGGGCAGUCUGCAAGCCCCUGGUCAGCCGCGAGAACAUGUUUUACGAGGCUAUCGAGCGCGAGGCUCCACCGUUACUCGAUUUCAUACCGAGCGGCAAGACGCAUUUGCCUAGCCCUGAGGAUACGCAACAUGACGGCGAGGGUGAUGAUGAAGAUGGCGAUACUGAGCAGGAGCAGGAGCAGCCAGAAGUGAUUCUCGACCGCAACAGGCACAUCGUACCCGAAUGGCUCCUCCGGCAGGCUGCUCACGCCCGCACUCGUGCCAUGUCGCAUUCAUAUGCCGCCGCCCUACCACGGCACGUCCGCCGGCCCUUUCUGGCAGGUGCGGUCAGCAGUCCCGAUCUCGGCACUCCGCGGCCGAAGAGCAUGAGUUUGAGCGGCGGGACAGCGAUGCGCAGCCCACUCGCGCACGAGAUCGGCGCCGUCGAUGUUCCCAAGACGGAGGACACCAAGCUUCCUGCGACGCCAGCGAACUCGCCAAACGUUGUCGGACGCGGAUUGCAGCACCAGGUUGUCUCUGAGCCUGACGACGCCGAUCACAGCGUUGCGGACGACGAGCACGAGCAGGAUCCGUCGCCCGGAAACGACACGGAGCGCGAGGGGGAAGAUAGCGCUCAGCGGCCCGCCUUCCGCCCCUUCCAUAGCGAGCAACUCGCCUUCGGCGGUCUUGGCAGCACCACGGUCAAUACCAAGCUCAAAGACCACGUCUUUGGCGCCAUCCUCCGCCGCCUCAGUCGGCGGCGUCACGUCCGCUGGGACGCCGGCGAGCGCUCAGGAAGCCCGGCAUACGGCCCGGACUACGAGGGUGACGCCGACGGCGAGGAAUCGGGUCCGCCUUCUUCUCCCGCAUUGCGGCCGACGCGCGAGCGGGCGGCUAAGGGUCCCAUGGACCGGCUUCUGCGCGAGGAGGCUGCCUUGCGCCGUGUGCAGAGUGAAGAAAGCAUGGCGAGCGCGGAUAAACUGAGGAUGCUCGCUGACGGGGAGCUCUUUCAUUUCGAAGACGAGCCUGAGCACAACCCCGACGCGCCCGUCAAUGAAUCCCGUUCGCCCUCCGUACCACCCACCGCACGCCCACGCAUAUUCUCGCCCAAAUCCACCCCCAUAACGCCACAUCUUUCCAGCCCUGAGGAGACGCCUGCAAGCUUCACCCGCCAGAAUCACUUCAUUCUUAUGGAGGACCUGACAGGCCGCCUUCGUCGGCCAUGUGUGCUUGAUCUCAAGAUGGGAACGCGGCAGUACGGGCUGGACGCUACGAGCGCGAAGAAGAAGAGUCAGCGAAAGAAGUGUGAUCGCAGUACCAGCCGCACGCUCGGUGUACGCAUGUGCGGGAUGCAGGUCUGGAACAACAAGACCGGCGAGUACACGACGCAGGACAAGUACUUCGGUCGCAGUCUCGACCCCGCUGGGUUUUCGUCGGCGCUUCAGUCGUUCUUGCACGACGGCGAACGAUUGCUCGUGUAUCAAAUCCCUCUGCUCCUGACGAAGGUGUACCAACUUGCUCGCAUCGUCGCACGCCUCCGCGGAUACCGCUUCUACGGUUGUAGCCUGCUACUCAUCUAUGAUGGUGAUCAUGCGGCGCAGGAAGCGUGCCGCGGCGCUGUGCUUGAGCACCCUUCGUCGCGCAAGAAGCGCGGCGAGAGCCUCGAGCGCCGUAGCACACAUACGCCCGACGAUGCCGCUGCACUUCGUGCUCCCAGCCUCCGCCGCGCGCAUUCCGAGGACCUUCUUGCGGGACCGGCUGGCGCACGCGCCUCCCGUAAGCGCAAGCGCGGUGAGGUCCAGCUCCGGAUUGUUGACUUCGCUCAUAUGACGACUGGACGCGACUACGUCGUCGUACCGCACGCUGAGCUCGAGAAAGAGCGCGCUGCGGAGAAGGAGCGUGAGAAGGAGCGUGCGACGAAGACCGAACAAGGCGAGGAAGGCGAGAAGGAGGUCGGUUAUACGGGCGACGUCGACCCUGCGACGGGUCUCGUACGCGCACGCUUUCCGCCGCAUUACCCCGAGGAGCCCGAUCGCGGGUUCUUGUUCGGUUUGCGCAGUGUCGCUCGCGCGCUUGAGGGCAUCUGGGAGCGCGAGCGGUUGAAGCGGGUCAAGCGCGCCAGGGAGGAACCCGAACGGCCAAUGGGUUCUGGGCGCGGGUUGCUACCGCCGCUCAGCGUCCCCGGCGGAGAAGUGUUCGAGGAGCUGUUCGGCGACGCCGAGGAGAACGAUGUUUAUGACAGCGGAUACAUAUCGACAUGA
Molecule: messenger RNA, 3657 nt
Organism: Peniophora sp. CBMAI 1063
Lineage: Eukaryota; Fungi; Basidiomycota; Agaricomycetes; Russulales; Peniophoraceae
Source: the annotation of a GenBank genome assembly